AUUUGAGAAUUUUCGAAGCAUAUAAACUAUAAAGAGAGAGGAGAUUGGGAGUGACACGCCACUAGUGAAGUAAUUGGCUCGGCCUCUCUCAUACAAAACAAAACCAACACCCACCCACGGUACGCAGUCUAGGUUUCGGAGUGGGCAGGGUUACUGUGUUAUCCGCUUCUCCUUCUCCAUCUCCGUCUCUCCCAUGGCUUCGUCAUCUGCGAAUCUGUGGGUUUUGUUGGGAUUGGGAUUGGCUGGCGUAUUGUUGAUGACCAGAAAGCUUAAGAAAACCAUCAGAGAAGAUUUUGGCGCAUUCGUCCAACGUCUUCAGCUUCUCCCUCCGCCCCAGCCCGCUCCUCCCAAAGCUCCUCAUCCCCUCACCAACCUCUCCUUCGCCGUCUCAGACGUAUUUGACAUUGAAGGAUAUGUGACUGGGUUUGGCAAUCCAGACUGGGCCAGGACUCAUGACACAGCUUCUAGGACCUCUCCUGUGGUUUCAGCUCUUGUUGAAGGAGGUGCCACAUGCACUGGGAAAACUGUUGUGGAUGAAAUGGCAUAUAGUAUCAAUGGAGAAAAUAAGCAUUAUGGUACACCCACCAAUCCUGCUGCUCCUUCACGGAUACCAGGAGGAUCCUCCAGUGGAGCUGCUGUGGCCGUAGCUGCAAAUUUUGUUGAUUUCUCUUUAGGCCUCGAUACUGUUGGUGGCGUGAGAGUACCUGCUGCAUUUUGUGGUGUUAUAGGAUUCCGGCCCUCACAUGGGGCGGUUUCUCACAUGGGGAUCAUUCAUGUUUCAUCGAGUCUUGAUACUGUUGGAUGGUUUGCUAAGGAUCCUAGUAUACUUCGUCGUGUUGGCCAUGUGCUACUGCAACUUACAUAUGCUGUUCAACGUAGUCCUAGACAAAUUAUAUUUGCUGAUGACUGUUUCCAAUCACUAAGGAUUCCUGUUGACAGGGUUUAUCAGGUGGUGCUUAAAUCAACUGAGAAGCUGUUUGGAAGACAAGUUCUGAAGCGUGAAAAUCUUGAGAACUACUUAGAUUCUAAAGUUCCAAGCUUGAAAGCAUUUCAUAGCCAGAAAACAAAUGGUGAAACCAGAAAUUCUUUGAUAAGAUCUCUUGUAAAAAUUAUGCAUUGUCUUCAAAGGCAUGAGUUCAAGCAUAAUCAUGAAGAAUGGAUCAAUUCAGUGAAGCCUAUCCUUGAUGCUUCUAUUUCAUCACAAUUACAUGAUGUAUUGGAGGUGGCAGAUACUGAGAUUGAAAACUGUCAAUCAUCCAGGAUGGAAAUACGUUCUGCUCUUAACUCUCUUUUGAAGGAUGAUGGAAUUCUGGUGAUCCCUACUGUUGCUGACCCUCCCCCAAAACUUGGUGGGAAGGAGAGUUUGUCAGAGGAAUACCAGAACCGUACUCUUGGUCUGUUGAGUAUUGCUAGUAUGUCAGGUUGCUGUCAGGUCACAGUACCAUUGGGACUUUAUGACAAGUAUCCUGUUUCAGUAUCUUUCAUGGCUAGACAUGGGGGUGAUCGCUUUUUACUAGAUACAGUGCAGACCAUGUAUGCAUCUCUUCAGGAGCAGGCUGACAUUGCUGCAAAGUCCAAACUAUCAAGUAAUGCUGUUGACCGGGAAACAUCUGCUGAAAUUGCUAAAGAAAAGGGUAAUCAAGCAUUCAAAGAUAAACAGUGGCAGAAGGCUGUUGGCUUCUAUACAGAAGCCAUUAAACUUAGUGGCAAUAAUGCAACAUACUACAGCAAUAGAGCUGCAGCAUAUCUGGAAAUGGGAAGUUUCCUCCAAGCUGAGGCUGAUUGUACAGAAGCAAUCAAUCUUGAUAAAAAGAAUGUGAAGGCCUACUUAAGGAGAGGCACGGCAAGAGAGAUGCUUGGCUAUUAUAAGGAUGCAAUUGAAGAUUUCAGAUACGCACUUGUUCUUGAGCCAACCAAUAAAAGAGCAUCCCUUUCUGCUGACAGACUAAAGAAGUUAUUUCAGUAAGUGAUUGAAAUAUAAUCAAGGCUUCAGGAGGCUCAGUGUCACAGAAACAGGUCUUCCUCAUUCAUUACCUUGCCUCAUUCCAUUCAGAAAGAUGAUUUUGCCAUACCUUCCCAGCAGCCCCACAGAUCUAAUUCUUUUUCUCUUGGUUAAGGCAUUGUGAAGGCCUGGAGUAGUCACUUGAUCUAGUCGCCAUUUUGGUAGCUGUAGUAUAUCACUAUUGCUGGAACUUGUAAUUAUGGUUCGAUUUUGUUUACUCUGAUAUUUACAUUCGGGUUGUAAUUCUAGCAUUGAGCUGAGGUUUUAUACUUUUGAUUUUGGUUGAGGUGAUGAAAUAAUUUUUCCCUUGA
Messenger RNA from Vitis vinifera (wine grape), 2313 nucleotides. Its product is annotated as translocon at the outer membrane of chloroplasts 64. The record is from RefSeq and is a predicted model, not a curated record. The coding region runs from base 194 to 1966 and encodes 590 amino acids. The transcript is spliced from 13 exons. Gene Ontology annotation, molecular function: protein binding. NCBI's taxonomy places the organism in Eukaryota, Viridiplantae, Streptophyta, Magnoliopsida, Vitales, Vitaceae.